AUGGCAGAUUUAUAUUCAGAAGAGCACGAAUGAAUUUAUAAUAAGAAAAUUUUAAGGCAGAGCCAAAACUCGCUUCUUUAAGCUUUAAGACCUUUAUUACUCAUUGCCAGCGACAUAAGACGAUUUAUCUUCAUAUCUCACCCACGUUUUCUUUGAAAAAUUACAUGUUAUCGAUGAGAUUACCCAACUAAUAGCAUUUCAUUAUUGGAGUGCGAUGAUCUGCAGAUUGCAUCUAUCUUGCCUCAGACGAUCCGCAUUUCUACUUGGACAGCAUCUACUACUCCUUCUUGCCACUCACGCUUUGAUGCCGACCCAUCUUAUCAGACAUCCUAUCUUAGAAGUCAAGGUAUGAUCAUAUUAUAGUAGAGCUUGGCUUGAAGAAACUCUCCUUGUCAGCUGAGCAAAAACUUGACUUCAGAGGGAAAUUAGAUUAAUAAAUGCAGCUCUUUAUAUUGAUUUGAGCUGCCAUAUUUUUCUAUAUUUAGAAGUACAAAAGAUAAAAGUUGCAAAAUUUUUAUUAGAGAAAAGGAUAAAAAUUGAAGAAUUUUGAGUAACGCUUACAACUUUAUAUAUAAAUGACUCUGAUCGCCAUAGACAGUUCCAAACUGAGUUUAAUAUCAUUUCUGCUUCGCAAAAGAGUAUAGAGGGUAUGAUUAAAAAGUAUAAAGAUGAUCUUCGAAUUCAAUGCUUUUAUAGAGACUUAGCUGAACAAUGUCGCAUUACUCAAAUUUUAUUGAAUAAAAAAAUUUUCAAAAUCCAUAAGCAAAACUAUAAUAAUUCUUACAACUCAGAUUUCAAUUAUCUUUACAAUGCUGACGAAAAUCUAAAUGGAACAGAAAUUUACAUUUAUAAUCUAAAAUCUCAUAAAAUAACUUCAACAUUUGGGCUAAAAUCUUAUGAACCAAAUAGACGUUUAUUUAGCUUGAACGAUCUGGACUUUUUGCUAGUAUAGAGUUUUCUCGAGAAAUUUGGUCCAAAAUUUUUGAUAGUGAGACAUUAUCCCCGAAAAGUCAAAUUUUGAUAAUAUCACAUGAAGAAAAAAUUCAGAAAUACCCUGGAGAAAUGUCGCACUGCAGGAAAAAGUAUGCACCGACGUUUACUUGAUAAAAUAACAAACUAUGUAAAAAUUUCGAACUCGCAUUUACUUAUCUUGGGAUCUGUCCAAGAAAGAUAUAAAGGAUUAUUAAUGGAUCUAAAAACUAAAGCAAUAACUGAGAUGUUUAAUUUUACUAGCCUAUAUAAUGAAUUUGACACUUUUAAUCAAAUUAUUUAUUAUGAAAAUUAUUUAUUUGUAUUUGGGGAUUUAGGUAGGUCAGGCUUGGCAAAAUAUGACAUAAAUCGGAACGAGUGACAGAAAUUGGCAUUUCCACAGUUGAAUAAAAGAGUUUUUGCUGUUCUUUUCCGCAACUAUGUCUUAUUAAGCAGUUUUUAUAACUCAUCCUUUUAUUUAUAUGAUCUUUUAAUUGAAGCUCAUUCAGAAAUUAGAUUUUAUAAGCAUGCAAAAAGUCGUAAAUUUUUAUUUACUGAUCAAGUUAAGGUUUAUUUAUGGAUUCAAAACAACUCUAUUUAUGAAAGCGAAGAAAAUAACCCAUUUAAAUGAAAUAUCAUAGGAAAUAAUAAUUUUGGAAUUCGUGAGUUUCCUUUUGAUAUGACUUUCAGCUAUUUUGAGGGGAAUAUUUAUGCUAGUUUUCUUAUAAGACCGAAGAUGUAUUGCUAUAAGCUUAAUAGAGAGUGUAACGAAAUAGAAUUAAUUUAUGAAGGUGAAGUCAAUAGAUAA
This is a messenger RNA of Blepharisma stoltei, 1777 nucleotides long. Lineage: Eukaryota; Ciliophora; Heterotrichea; Heterotrichida; Blepharismidae. The record is from the annotation of a GenBank genome assembly.